UGAGCCCUCGGGGAGUGGUCCGACAGCGGGCGGCUGCGGUGGGCGUCUUUGGCUGGGCCGGGGCUUCGGAAGGUGCCGGGGCAGCGAUGAGAGCCAUGGAUGAAGAGAUCGUGUCUGAAAAGCAGGCUGAAGAGAGCCACCGGCAGGACAGCGCUAACCUGCUCAUCUUCAUCCUGCUGCUCACCCUCACCAUUCUGACGAUCUGGCUCUUCAAGCACCGCCGGGCCCGCUUCCUGCACGAAACCGGCCUGGCUAUGAUUUAUGGUCUUUUGGUGGGCCUUGUGCUUCGGUAUGGCAUCCAUGUUCCAAGCGAUGUGAAUAAUGUGACACUGAGUUGUGAAGUGCAGUCAAGUCCAACUACCUUGUUGGUAAACGUUAGUGGAAAAUUUUAUGAGUAUACGCUGAAAGGAGAGAUUAGCUCCCAUGAACUCAAUAACGUUCAAGAUAAUGAAAUGCUUAGAAAGGUUACUUUUGAUCCAGAAGUAUUUUUCAACAUACUGCUUCCUCCUAUCAUAUUUUAUGCAGGUUAUAGUCUGAAAAGGAGACAUUUCUUUCGGAACCUUGGGUCGAUCUUAGCGUAUGCCUUUCUUGGAACAGCAAUUUCUUGUUUUGUUAUUGGGUCCAUAAUGUAUGGCUGUGUAACCCUGAUGAAAGUGACUGGCCAGCUCGCAGGAGACUUCUACUUCACAGAUUGCUUGUUGUUUGGUGCCAUCGUAUCAGCAACAGACCCAGUGACUGUUCUUGCCAUCUUCCACGAGCUUCAGGUUGACGUGGAACUCUAUGCACUCCUUUUUGGUGAAAGUGUCCUUAAUGAUGCUGUUGCCAUAGUGCUGUCCUCCUCAAUAGUGGCAUACCAACCAGCUGGAGACAACAGUCACACCUUUGAUGUCACAGCCAUGUUCAAGUCUAUUGGGAUCUUCCUUGGGAUCUUCAGUGGAUCUUUUGCAAUGGGUGCUGCGACAGGAGUGGUGACAGCUUUAGUGACAAAAUUCACCAAAUUGCGGGAGUUCCAGUUGCUGGAGACGGGCUUGUUCUUCUUGAUGUCCUGGAGCACCUUCCUCUUGGCCGAAGCAUGGGGAUUCACAGGUGUGGUUGCGGUAUUAUUCUGCGGCAUCACCCAAGCACAUUAUACAUACAAUAAUUUAUCCACAGAAUCUCAGCAUAGAACGAAGCAGUUGUUUGAGCUUCUCAAUUUCUUGGCAGAGAAUUUCAUCUUCUCCUACAUGGGGCUGACACUGUUCACCUUCCAGAACCAUGUCUUUAACCCAACGUUUGUAGUGGGAGCAUUUAUUGCUAUUUUCUUGGGAAGAGCUGCCAAUAUUUACCCUUUGUCUCUCUUACUUAAUUUGGGUAGAAGAAGUAAGAUUGGAUCAAAUUUUCAACAUAUGAUGAUGUUUGCUGGCCUUCGUGGAGCAAUGGCAUUUGCCUUGGCCAUUCGAGAUACUGCCACUUACGCCCGACAAAUGAUGUUCAGCACCACACUUCUGAUUGUGUUUUUUACCGUGUGGGUGUUUGGUGGUGGCACUACAGCCAUGCUGUCAUGCUUGCAUAUAAGGAUGCAGUUCUGGAAAUGGAAUUGCUUAAUCCAAAAGAUACACGUGUUAUCUAAAGCUUUGGGUCACAUCACCCAGGUUGGAUCCAUCGGCAGCGUGUACUGUGCUAGACUCUGGGGAUACAGAGAUGAAUUGAGACAUGGCCUUUACCCUCAAGGAGCUCACAGUCUUUUUGGGGAGACGGACAGGGUUGGUGUUGAUUCAGACCAAGAACAUUUGGGUGUUCCUGAAAGUGAAAGGAGAACUACCAAGGCAGAAAGUGCUUGGCUCUUUCGGAUAUGGUACAACUUUGAUCAUAACUACCUGAAGCCCCUGCUGACCCAUAGUGGGCCUCCGCUCACUACCACGCUCCCAGCCUGCUGUGGGCCCAUCGCCAGGUGCCUCACCAGUCCCCAAGCAUAUGAAAACCAGGAGCAAUUGAAAGAUGAUGACUCCGAUCUUAUUCUCAAUGAUGGUGAUAUCAGUUUGACAUAUGGGGAUUCUACUGUGAACACUGAAUCCGCAACAGCCAGUGUCCCCAGGAGAUUUAUGGGCAACAGUUCUGAAGAUGCCUUGGAUCGGGAGCUUACGUUUGGGGACCACGAACUAGUCAUUCGUGGGACACGCCUGGUUCUUCCCAUGGAUGAUUCUGAACCUGCAUUAAAUUCAUUAGAUGAUACGAGACACAGCCCAGCCUAAGCUUACUUAACUCACUUAGUGGUUUGUAAAAUUUGCACAUGUGAUUGUGAAGAAAGGUGUACUACCUAAAAGUCCUAGUGCAUGUCUCUGAAUGUGUAAGCUAUAUAAAUGCUAUUUAUAUGGCAUAGAAAGAAUAUAAAUAUCCUGUCCAAGGCAGAUUGUGAACAAACUAUUCUUUUUAAGUUUUGCUGGCUGCACCAUGUGGGCUGGAUCUGUCUUAGGAAGUUACUUUCACAGUGAUGUUGUGUGUUCUGUUAGUUUUCUGUCUCCGUUAAAGUAUAAAAAGUGACAGAUUUUACCCUUUCUUAUAUUUACCUGACAGUUAACCAGAAUACCAAGUUCUUGUGAUGUGAAUUAAUUUGUGUGUAUGGCAGGGAAGGGGGAGGGAAGAGGGAGCUGUGAUUUCCUAGGGAACCCAGGGAGGAAAGGUUCCUUUGUUGGGAAACUUUUGUUGAUUGCUGCUGCCUUUGUCAUGACUUUUUUCUUUCCCUUUUCUCUGGUGGCCCUUUGUGGUGCAAGGAGCUGAUGGCAUUUUGAUCUUGCCCCAUUCAGGUUGGGGAAUGAAGUGUGGGAGCUGCUUUUUCCUCCUGUGAUGUGAAAGAACAGAUUCCUUGACCACAGUACACUGAUGUUCGGAGAAAGAAGGCUGCAAAUGACCUCCGAGACCUUACUCUUUUCUUCCGUGCCACCACCACAGGAAUCGCAUCCAGCUGGCUUACCCAAAGUACAGGUGUAUAUAGUUCAGGGCACUUGGUACAGAUUUGGAGAGCUGGAGCAGGUGGACAUGGGGCAGAGGGCGAGAAGGGAGUAAAUAGGAUGGUGGUUUUGGAGGCCUCCUUCCCGAAUAUGUAAAUAUCCUCUACCAGACAAGUUUCAGUAGGAAAUUGAAUUGCUGCUUCAUUUUUGAUCAUGUACUUUAUCUGUAUAGCAAACCUUGUCAUCAGAAGUUUUUAUAUCAAUUUCAAUGGCUGCUCUUUAGCAGCCAAACAGGAGCAAAAUGUAAAAUUUUUAAAUUCACAAUGUUUAAUGGUCACUUGUUAAUCGGUAGUUGAUGUUAAAAGUUAAUUUAUGAUCCCAUGAUUAUCCUGUACUACACCAAAGGCAGCCGUAAGAGAAAAACAGUUCUCUGGAGCGUUUCUUGUAAGGUUUCUCCUUUGUGCGCAAUGGGUGUAGUUGUUCUCAGUGUCGUUACUUUUUAAUAUUAGAUACCUGAGCUGCCAUGGUGUUUUCUUUUGCAGUUUUCAAGGACGAGCACAGAACAAUUUCCCAUUUCCUAAUCAUAGUAUGAGAGUGGAUUCUGUUUUGUAAUACUGCAAAUACCUAAAGGUGCAUUGAACACUUGGAAUGGGAAUCCUUCCCGAUGUUCAUUCUGACCUGUUCAUGAUUUAGAAGAAAAAUACAUUUUUUUGUGGAUUUUUCCCCCUUAGGUCUGAGUAGCAUUGCCUUAAAUCUAACCCAAUUAGAAAAUCAAUUUAUUUACAUAAUAUUCAAGUUUUCCACUGAAAAAUACCCUUCCAAACAAAACAUGUACUUAUUCUCUGAAGGGGUUCUGUGCUAUUACGAACACUCCUUGAGAUAUUAAGGGAACUCUGAUGUUGUACCUUUAGUGGCAGCCUUGACUAUUGGCCUAGCCAUUUGUUGUGUAGUGGUAGCGACUUUCCUGCUAUGCAGGACUCCCUCCUGUGAAGUAUACGUUUAUAUGAUGUGUGGCUCUUCGUGCAGUAAAUAAUUUCUUGUUAAUGUCUGUUUGAGGGGCUUUGAAUGUCAGCAUCAUUUACCCACAAAGUGAUUCAAGUUGUAAAAGGUUAUACAAUAAUUUAACUACUAUCUUUUUUAUUCUGUCAGGUUACUGAGCUCACUUUAUGAAAAUGGCUGUAUAUAUUUAGCAUGACAAAUUACAUAACUGGUCUCUUUCAGCAUGCAUACAUAGGACUUCUCAUUAAGGAAACCGAUGAAGCUUGAGUCCACUAAAUCUGCCUUCAGUACUCUAUCAAAGGGGAACCAAGCCUGUUGUGCUUACAUCAUCACCUGGACGAUUUUCCUAUCUAGUCUUAUGUACACAUCUGCACACAAAGAGGAGAAAACGUCUCUGCUCAGACAGCUUUUGGACUGAGACGAGACACCUGACUGAACUUUGAAGUACAGUCUGAAUUACCAUCAUGCACAAGUCAAACUACUCUUGGACCUGUUUCUCUGUCGUCCGUGGAACUUACAUGUUUGAUUGACUUGAACGUUUCAUCCUCCAGAGCUAUUUUUGAAGGUCUCCUGGCAUUUAUCCUACAUUGUGUUUGGCAGUGUGCUGUUGAAGUAAUAGACUUCUAAUCUUUAUGUACUUUUUGUUUUCCCUUGGAGGACUUGGAAAGAUGUUAUAGUGGUUUCUUUUAGGAAAAUCUGUCAUUAAAAAAAUUAUAGCCUUGCAAAUAACCACUCACCA
Molecule: messenger RNA, 4665 nt
Organism: Nannospalax galili (Upper Galilee mountains blind mole rat)
Lineage: Eukaryota; Metazoa; Chordata; Mammalia; Rodentia; Spalacidae
Gene: Slc9a6
Product: solute carrier family 9 member A6
Exons: 19
Coding region: 87-2231 (714 amino acids)
Biological process (GO): sodium ion transport; regulation of pH; proton transmembrane transport
Cellular component (GO): recycling endosome; membrane
Molecular function (GO): sodium:proton antiporter activity
Source: RefSeq, a predicted model, not a curated record